Morus notabilis is the source of this 1182-nucleotide messenger RNA. RefSeq lists its product as uncharacterized. The transcript has 5 exons. Gene Ontology annotation, biological process: DNA integration. Gene Ontology annotation, molecular function: nucleic acid binding; RNA-DNA hybrid ribonuclease activity. Bases 1 to 1182 code for a protein of 393 amino acids. Lineage: Eukaryota; Viridiplantae; Streptophyta; Magnoliopsida; Rosales; Moraceae. The record is from RefSeq and is a predicted model, not a curated record.
AUGCUAGUAAAGAGUGCUAGGACAAAUCAACAUGUCACUUAUUUGGAAGAAAUAUUUGAUGUACUAAGAAGGUACCACAUGAAACUGAACCCCUUAAAAUGUGCCUUCGAGGUUGGGUUCGGAAAGUUCCUUAGUUUUAUGGUCAGUAACCGGGAAAUAGAGGCCAACCCAGAAAAGAUAAAAGCCCUGCAGGAUAUGAAGUCUCCUACAAGACCAAAGGAGGUGCAAAGGUUAACAGGAUGCGUCGCCGCCCUUAACAGGUUUAUAUCAAAGGCGACAGAUAAAUGUGUUCCCUUCUUCGACACCUUGAAAGGAAGCCAUCACUUUGAAUGGACUCCACGAUCUAGCUCACGCCUUGAUGGUAGCUUCAAGGAAGCUUUAGCAUUACUUCCAGGCCCAUAUAAUACAGCUAUCAAGGGACAUGUGUUGGCCGAUUUCCUUGUAGAAUUUUCUCACAGGCCAACGCCAGCCACCAACGAAGAAGUUAAGGUAGUUGAGUGGAAACUCUACGUGGAUGGGGCAUCGAGUGAAGCCGAGUCAAGCGCUGACGUCAUGCUUAUUAGUCUAGAGGGCCACAAGAUCACCUCGGCGGUACGAUUCAAAUUCAAAGCAUCGAACAAUGAGGCUGAGUAUGAAGCAUUGAUCGCAGGGUUGCGAUUGGCAAGUCACUUGAAGAUUCAAAGGAUCAGCAUCUUCAGUGACUCUCAACUAGUCGUCGGGCAAGUAAAAGAAGAGUACCAGGCGCGCAACGAAAGAAUGAGGGCAGGUACCAAGAGGAAUACGAACGGUGACGCUUUGGCUAAAUUGGCAUCCUUGAAGGAUUCUGAUAUACUAAGAGUCGUCCCCAUCGAGGAGGUUGAGCGGUCGACUAUUGAUGAGAAGGUCAAGGCCUUGACCAUUCAAACAGUCGAGGACUGGAUGACACCCCUCAUCCAAUACUUGGCAGACACAAAGCUACUCGACAAUAAGAAGGAGGCCAGGUUUGGAGUCCCACAUUUGAUCGUGUCUGACAACGGAAAGCAGUUCGACAACGCCUCAACGCCCAAGUUCUGCAAUGAUUUGGGCAUUCGGAAGGACUUUUCAGCACCAAUUCAUCCACAGUCCAACGGCCAAGUUGAGGCCGUUAACAAAAUUUUAAAGUACACCCUAAAGAAGAGGCUAGAUGAUUUAAAGGGAAAAUGA